Aspergillus mulundensis is the source of this 1089-nucleotide messenger RNA. RefSeq names its product 3-deoxy-7-phosphoheptulonate synthase. Gene Ontology annotation, biological process: aromatic amino acid biosynthetic process. The record is from RefSeq and is a predicted model, not a curated record. NCBI's taxonomy places the organism in Eukaryota, Fungi, Ascomycota, Eurotiomycetes, Eurotiales, Aspergillaceae. Gene Ontology annotation, cellular component: cytoplasm. The transcript has 3 exons. Gene Ontology annotation, molecular function: 3-deoxy-7-phosphoheptulonate synthase activity. The coding region runs from base 1 to 1089 and encodes 362 amino acids.
AUGAGCGGACAAAACGAGGAUACCCGCGUCUUGGGUUACGAGCCUCUGCUUUCGCCCGAGUUCGUUCAGUCCGAGAUUCCUUCUAAUGAGCACUCCAUUCCUACCGUCCGCGCUGGCCGCAACCAGGCCAUCGAGAUCAUCGAACAGCGCGAUGACCGCCUCCUAGUCAUCGUUGGCCCUUGCUCCAUCCACGAUCCCGAAACCGCUCUCGAAUAUGCUUCCCGCCUCAAGGAGCUCUCUGCUCGCCUCUCCUCCGACCUCUGCAUUAUCAUGCGCGCCUACCUCGAGAAGCCCCGCACAACUGUCGGAUGGAAGGGUCUGAUCAACGACCCGGACAUUGACGAGUCCUUCAACAUCAACAAGGGUCUUCGCGUCUCCCGGAAGCUCUACGCUGACCUCACAGGCAUGGGUAUGCCCAUUGCUAGCGAGAUGCUUGAUACCAUUUCCCCGCAGUACACCGCGGAUCUUAUCUCUCUCGGUGCUAUUGGAGCCCGUACCACCGAGUCUCAACUGCACCGUGAGCUCGCGUCCGGUCUCAGUUUCCCCAUUGGUUACAAGAACGGCACAGACGGCAACCUUACCGUCGCAAUUGACGCCAUUGGCGCCGCUUCUCACCCCCACCGCUUCCUAGGUGUCACCAAGCAGGGUCUCGCCUCUAUUACCAAGACCACUGGUAACCCGCACGGCUUCGUGAUUCUUCGUGGAGGAAACAAGGGCACUAACUACGACCGUGAGAGCAUCAAGGGCGCUCGCGAGGCCCUGCGCAGCAAGAAGCAGCGUGAGAUCGUCAUGGUUGACUGCUCGCACGGCAACUCCAACAAGAACCACCGCAACCAGCCUCUCGUUGCCAAGGAAGUCGCUGACCAGCUCCGAGAGGGUCAGGACGCUAUCAUCGGUGUCAUGAUCGAAUCCAACAUCAACGAGGGUAACCAGAAGGUUCCCCCCGAGGGCCCCUCCGCUCUCAAGAAGGGUGUCAGUAUCACUGAUGCCUGCAUCGACUGGGAGAGCACCGUCACUGUGCUGGAAGACCUGGCCGAUGCCGUCCGUGCCAGGCGUACCGUCAAGUCACAAGCUAACGGCACUGCUUAG